GGUCGCCGCGGAUCAAACUGCGGCCAAUGGGAGCGCCGCGCAGCAGAUUUGGAUCACCGUUGUCCCGAGCUCUCGUCCGAGAAGCGACGCCGCGAAUCUGGAAUAUUGACACCGAGUGAAACGAGCUACAUGCGGAAGUUGAGCGCGUCCGAGCGAGAAUAACACGACAAGGUACCGGUGCGGACGCUGCAGACUUUAGUUUUCCGGCGGAGAAACGAUGCCUUUGCCGAGGGGAAAGAAAUCGUCCGUCGCGGCUGGGAGCAGGAUCCCCAAGAUGACCGCGACGGAAAACCAGGAGGAAGGCCUGCAGGUGAAGAGGUCGUCCUCCCCUCCUCAUGGAGCCCCCAAGAAGAGGACGGCGUUCAUCGACAUCACCAAUGCUCACAAGGUUCAGAUCAGCCUUCCUGGCAGGAAGAAGGAAACGGCGAAGAGCACGGCUAAGAAGACGAGCUCCGUGCCCAUUAAGAAACAAGCCAACCUGAAAAAGUCGUCGUCAGUGAGCUCGGAGGGAACGACUGCGGAGAAAGAGAGGACGGAGGCAGCGGAGGUGAAGCCCUGUGAGGAGGCGCAGGAGGAGGCGGCGGCGGCGGCUCCAGUAGAAGAGCUGGUGGCUGCUGCGCCCCCUGCUGUCCGACGAGUGCCAGCACACCUCCAGAGGCAACAAAUCCCAGAGGAGUUUGACAUCGACUCUGAGAACUCAGAGGACAGUUACAUGUGUCCGGAGUACGCCAAAGACAUCUUCGACUACCUCAAACGGAGAGAGGAGAAGUUCGUCCUCUGUAACUACAUGCCCAAGCAGCCCAGCCUCAACCCCGAGAUGAGGGCGAUCCUGAUCGACUGGUUGGUCGAAGUGCAGGAAAACUUUGAGCUAUACCACGAGACCCUCUACCUGGCCGUGAAGAUGGCGGACCACUUCCUGUCGCAGACGCCCGUCCACCGGGAGAUGCUGCAGCUCGUCGGCUCCACCGCGAUGCUCAUCGCCUCCAAGUUCGAGGAGUGCAGUCCGCCGUGCGUCGACGACUUCCUGUACAUCUGCGACGACGCGUACAAGAAGGAGGAACUCAUCUCGAUGGAGGCCAACAUCCUGCAGACGCUGUCAUUUGACAUCAACAUCCCCAUCCCCUACCGCUUCCUCCGACGCUACGCCAAGUGUGUGAGCGCCGGCAUGGACACGUUGACUCUGGCUCGCUACUACUGCGAGUUGAGCCUGAUGGACAUGGAGCUGGUCCCGGAGCGAGGCUCGCUGCUCGCCUCCGCCUGCCUGCUGGUGGCGCUGGUCACCAAAGAGCUGGGAGGAUGGUCUCCCAUCCUGCAGUUCCACUCCGGCUACCAGGCGACGGAUUUGGCGCCGGUUGUCAGGAAGCUCCACGUUAUGCUCGCCGCUCCGCCAGAUGACAAGAUGAGAGCCAUCCGGAACAAAUACUCCCACAAGGUGUUUUUCGAAGUUGCAUCGCUGCCGUUGGUCGGCAUUGAUGUGUUGGAGAACGCCUUACUCCAGUGAGACGACGUCAAACAUCCCAGAGAGAAAACCUGUACAUAGUUUGUUAAUAUGUUGUAAUAUUUAUACACGUAGUCUCGUCUCGUCUUUUAUAUAGUAAUAAUAAUAUCGGAAAUAAAUGUUCAGUUCACAUUUUUGAUGGAAAAGAGUUUUAAGAGUGGGCAUUUUGUUCCUGAGGAGUUUUGCCAGUGUCUUGUGUUUUGUACCAGGUCGUUGAUAAUGACUUUUAAAAAAACGUUACAUUGAAGAACAGUUGUUUAUAUAUUUUUUUUUUGGCAUUUAUUUUUUCAUAACUUUUUAUAUGAAGUUUUAAAGAAAAAAGGUUCUUAAUUCAUGAGUGUUUAGUUUGACCUUUGUUUUAAAGAAAAUGAUGCGACCAGACUCUCUCCUGCUGAUGAACGAUGCCCACACAGGUUUUAUUCAUGAAUGUUUAUAUCAGCAGGUUUGUGCACUUGUGUGUUUUCAUCAUGUUAAUAUCGCCGUGCCGAUUAUUUUGAGUAAAAGAGAACCGGAUGAUGCGGUGCUAUUUUUAAAUGGCAUUAAAAUAAAGAUGUUGUAUUCUUUUUUCUGUCUGAUAAAAACGACUUGUUCCAUUAA
Scophthalmus maximus (turbot) is the source of this 2095-nucleotide messenger RNA. It is a transcript of the gene ccnb3, whose product is annotated as cyclin B3. The record is from RefSeq and is a predicted model, not a curated record. The coding region runs from base 218 to 1501 and encodes 427 amino acids. Gene Ontology annotation, molecular function: cyclin-dependent protein serine/threonine kinase regulator activity. The transcript has 11 exons. Gene Ontology annotation, cellular component: cyclin-dependent protein kinase holoenzyme complex; centrosome; cytoplasm. NCBI's taxonomy places the organism in Eukaryota, Metazoa, Chordata, Actinopteri, Pleuronectiformes, Scophthalmidae. Gene Ontology annotation, biological process: mitotic cell cycle phase transition; regulation of cyclin-dependent protein serine/threonine kinase activity.